Molecule: messenger RNA, 2891 nt
Organism: Theobroma umbraticum
Lineage: Eukaryota; Viridiplantae; Streptophyta; Magnoliopsida; Malvales; Malvaceae
Product: calcium-dependent protein kinase 1-like
Biological process (GO): protein phosphorylation
Molecular function (GO): calcium ion binding; protein kinase activity; ATP binding
Source: RefSeq, a predicted model, not a curated record
GGAUUAGAUAUAAACAAAGUUCAGACUUUCUUCGAACACUCUUUUUUUAAGGGUUAGACAGCCAUUGUCCCUCCAUGAUACAGCAGAUGGAACUUCUUUAUUACUUCAUUUUGCUCCCAUUUUUCAACUAUUAAGCCAAAUCCCAAGACCUGGUAAACCUUAACUCAUACCAUUUUCUUUUCUUUAAAAAAUUUUUUUUUUCUUCCAACGAUCUUCUUCUGGACUUUCUCUUCUUCAACUUGACCCAUUUGGGUUUUGGAUUUCUUUUUUCUUUAAUUCUUCAAUUUCUUGCAGCUUUUCUUAUCUUUCUUUGGUUUCUAUUUUGAUCUCAAAGCUUUCACUUACUGAAUUUGAGAUCCGAGUAUUUGUAUUUGUUAUUCUGUUGUAGCGUGGAUGAUUGGAUUUGUUAGUUGGUAAUCGAUAAUUGUGUUGACUUUUUUUUAUCUUUUUGGUGGGGUGCACUUUGUUUCCAGAAAUCAGGUUCUUAAACUUGCUUCUUCAAUCAUAAUGUUUCAUAAUUUUUGUAAUCAUGAGUAUUGUUUUUAUGGAUAAAUUUUCAAGUUUGGAGGGUAACGGUAACUUCCUCUCUUUUGGUAUCAAAUUGUAGUUCAUUUUGUAAGGCAUGGUUCAAGUUCUGUUCUGGAAAUAACAUUUUCCCUCAAAAGCCUAGAGGAGAAUUUAGGGAACUUGGCUUUUAUUAGGGAGAUCUGAUCUUUAUGUGCUGGAUUGACCCAUCUAUUGUUUUUAGAUAUUGAUGUUAAAACUAGUGGCAGUAUUUUGAAGAAGAAAUUUAAGUGUGAGAGUAGAUGGGUAAUACUUGUGUAGGACCAAGCAUCUCCAAAAAUGGAUUUUUCCAAUCGGUUUCUGCUGCAAUGUGGCGGUCCCGAAUGCCUGAUGACUCUGUUUCUCAUACUAAUGGGGAAACUGGGAGUGAGGUAGCAUCUAAAGAACCUGAAUCACCAUUACCAGUCCAAAACAGACCUCCAGAACAAGUGACAAUGCCCAAACCAGAGACCAAACCAGAAAAUAAACCAGAAACUAAUCCUGAAAAACCAUCAAAACCCAAGUCCCCUCAUAUGAAGAGGGUGUCUAGUGCAGGGCUCAGGACUGAGUCAGUGUUACAAAGAAAGACUGGUAAUUUCAAGGAAUAUUAUAGCCUGGGGAGGAAAUUAGGACAAGGGCAAUUUGGGACGACUUUUCUUUGUGUGGAGAAGGCAACUGGAAAAGAGUAUGCUUGCAAAUCGAUUGCAAAGCGAAAGCUGGUAACUGACGAUGAUGUAGAGGAUGUGAGAAGAGAAAUUCAAAUAAUGCACCACUUGGCAGGGCAUCCAAAUGUUAUAUCAAUAAAAGGGGCUUACGAGGAUGCAGUGGCAGUUCAUGUUCUUAUGGAAUUAUGUGCUGGUGGAGAGCUUUUUGAUAGAAUUGUUCAGCGUGGACAUUACACGGAAAGAAAAGCUGCUGCACUUACAAGGACUAUAGUUGGGGUUGUGGAAGCUUGCCAUUCUUUAGGGGUUAUGCAUAGAGACCUUAAACCUGAGAAUUUUCUUUUUGUCAAUCAGCAGGAGGAUUCACUUCUGAAGACGAUUGAUUUUGGAUUAUCAGUAUUCUUUAAGCCAGGUGAAAAAUUUACUGAUGUGGUUGGGAGCCCGUACUAUGUUGCCCCAGAAGUCUUACGAAAGCGUUAUGGUGCAGAAGCAGAUGUAUGGAGUGCAGGAGUAAUUCUUUAUAUUCUCUUAAGCGGAGUUCCUCCCUUUUGGGCUGAAUCCGAGCAAGGUAUAUUUGAACAGGUCUUGCAUGGUGAUCUUGAUUUUGAGUCAGAUCCUUGGCCUAGCAUCUCUGAAAGUGCAAAAGAUUUGGUGAGGAGAAUGCUUGUUCGCGACCCCAGGAGACGGUUAACUGCACAUGAAGUUUUGUGUCACCCUUGGAUACAGAUUGAUGGUGUUGCUCCUGACAAGGCUCUUGAUUCUGCAGUUUUAAGUCGUAUGAAACAAUUUUCUGCGAUGAAUAAGCUCAAGAAAAUGGCCCUUAGAGUAAUUGCGGAGAGCCUAUCUGAAGAAGAAAUAGCUGGCCUCAAAGAAAUGUUCAAGAUGAUAGACACUGACAACAGUGGUCAGAUCACCUUUGAAGAACUUAAAGCAGGAUUGAAAAGAGUUGGAGCGAAUCUUAAGGAGUCUGAAAUUUAUGACCUUAUGAAAGCAGCUGAUGUUGAUAAUAGCGGCACAAUCGAUUAUGGGGAAUUUGUAGCUGCUACACUGCACCUAAACAAAAUCGAGAGAGAAGAUCAUUUAUUUGCUGCCUUUUCCUACUUUGAUAAGGAUGGUAGUGGUUAUAUUACUCCAGAUGAGCUCCAACAAGCAUGCGAGGAGUUUGGCAUAGAGGAUGUUCGCCUUGAGGAAAUGAUUCGAGAAGUUGAUCAGGAUAAUGAUGGACGCAUUGAUUACAAUGAGUUUGUGGCCAUGAUGCAGAAAGGAAACCUUGCCUCAAACGUCGCCGGUGCUGGUAAGAAAGGCCGACAAAAUAGUUUUAGCAUCGGAUUUAGAGAAGCAUUAAAACUUUAGUACAGGCAACAGUUCAAGUUCUUGUUUUCUGUUUUUUUUUUUUUGUUUUUUUUGUGUACUUUAAUUUUUGAGGGCAUUGAGAUUUGUAUAGUAAGGAGUACCAGUGGUGAUUGUAAGGAGCAGGCAGUUGAUUGCAUUGGGUACUUGUCCUUUUUCUUGCCCCCUUUCUUAGCAACUAAAAUUAGCCCCAUGAUAAGGUUGUAUACUUCAGACACAAGUUGUGUGCUUCUUUUGGCUUUUUUUCUUUUUUUUUUUCUUUUUUAUGUUCAUCAGAACCCCUUUAUCUUAACAGUAUCUUUGACAAUGAAACUCUUUUUCUUAUUUUUGGACAAA